Nicotiana tabacum (common tobacco) is the source of this 3806-nucleotide messenger RNA. NCBI's taxonomy places the organism in Eukaryota, Viridiplantae, Streptophyta, Magnoliopsida, Solanales, Solanaceae. The record is from RefSeq and is a predicted model, not a curated record.
AGAGUUUGGGACCAAAGUGCGAAAAUGAGGGCUUGCUUUCUCUCUGUUUCUAUGUAGAACAACAACAAACAAAUACACACACAAAACACAGACGCACACACGUAUAUAUAUCCGUCAGAUUUGCUCAGACAAUUGUUUCUUCUUCGAUCUGUAAGUUAAUUAAUUACUUCAUACAUGAAUUUUCUCUCGUUUUAUCACUCUAAUCCCUUGAAUUGAAUCAGCAAUUUCCACAAUUUCACAAUUUUCGGUGUGUUUUUGGGUUUGAUUUUGGUGAUUUUUGAGAUUGUUGAGAUUAAAUGAAAACCCUAGAUCUUUCCGGGUAGUGUUUUUUCGUAAAUAAUUGAGGUUUUGAGGUCGGAUCUGAUACUUGUUAGCUAGAUUUUGAAGUUGAAUUUAGAGAAUUUUGUAAGCCAAUUUUGUUAGGGUUAGGAUUUUUUAUUGAGUAAAAUUGAUGGCUUCGAAUCCUCCAUUUCUACUGGAGGAUCAGACGGAUGAGGAUUUCUUCGAUAAAUUGGUCAAUGAUGAUGACGAUGAUGUUGGUUUUAAUGUAACUACACCGGGACCAGGCUUGGGCAUGAGCUCGAGCCCGGUGUACAUCCAUGGGAAUGACUCUGAUGAGGUUAAAGCAUUUGCUAAUCUCAGUAUCAGUGAUGAUACCAGUGCUAGAGCUGAUAAUAUAAGGGAGGAGAGUAGUGGUUUUCAGGCAACUACAUCGUCAGCAGAACCAGGACUGGACUUGGACGCUAGCCAGGUCUACGUCGAUGGGAAUGAAUCUGAUGAGGUUAAAGCCUUUGCUAAUCUCAGUAUCAGUGAUGAUAGCAAUAGUGGAGUUGAUAUUACAAGUGGUGAUAAAGGUGUUAAUUGCAAUGCUAAAACAGCGUUAAUUGCUGAGGGGAAUGGAGAGAAGAAGAGUAGUGGUUCUUUAAUGUCAUUGGCUUCUGGGGGGUCGGAUGGUUUACUCGAGUCGAGCAAUGGUAAUAUGGAGACUGAGGUAACGGCUGAUAAGACGGAGAAUCACACUGGUGGAUCAGGCAAUUCGGGUGUGAAGGAGGUUGGGUGGAGUGCAUUUCAUGCUGAUCCAGUUGCAAAUGGCGAUAAUUCUGGGUUUGGAUCAUACAUGGACUUUUUCAGUGAAUUGGGGGAUAAUAAUGAUGGUGAUGCAAUUGAAAAUGCUGGGGAGAAUGUGAAUAAGGAGUCAACUGUUGUGCCAGCCGAUCAAGUUCAUGACACGAAACAAGUUCAUGAAAUGUCGUAUUUGGAUAAUACUAGCAGUUCGUUAACACAGGGUCAAGAUGGGUACGGCUAUGAUGCUACCACAGGACAAGUUGCAGAUGGACAUGAUCUAAAUAGUAGUCAAUACUGGGAAGAUCUUUAUCCGGGAUGGAAGUAUGAUGCAAACACUGGGCAGUGGUAUCAGGUUGAUAGUAUUGAUUCAGGUGCUAAUGCCCAAGGGAGUACUGAUUCUAAUUUGGUUUCUGAUUGGGCAGUUUCUGAUGGAACGCCAGAGGUCUCGUACCUACAGCAAGAUGCUCAGUCUGUUUCUGGUAACGCGGCUGAGAGUGGUACGACUGAGAGUGUCACUAAUUGGAAUCAGGUUUCCCAGGUAAGCAAUGCUACUGAGAACGUGGCAAACUGGAAUCAGGCUUCACAGACGAGUGACAGUGGCGGGGUUGUGACUGACUGGAAUCAGGUGUCACUGGCUAGUGAUGCAGGUGGUGUCAUGACUGACUGGAAUCAGGCCUCACAAAUCAACAAUGGGUAUCCAUCGCAUAUGGUUUUUGAUCCUCAGUACCCUGGUUGGUAUUACGAUACGAUUGCGCUUGAAUGGCGCUCUCUGGAGAGCUACGCAUCGUCUGCUCAAUCAACUGUUCAAGGUGAGAGCCAGCUGGAUCAGACUGGUUUGGCUUCGCAGCAGACUUUCUCUCACAAUGAUGAUCAAAGGAAUUACGGGCACAAAGAGAAUAGUGGAUUCCAAGGGUUUAGCAGUGGAGGAGGAGAUUACAACUGGUCUGGCUCUUUUAGUAAUUACAAUGAGAAUAGCUCAAAUUUGUCGCAAAAUGAAAAUGUUGCAAAGAGUUACCCUGUAUCAGAAUAUAGGGGGAUUCAGCAAUUAGAGAAUCACUACAACCAAGAUUUUUCUACAAGCAGCGAUGUUAAUAGGCAAAUGUCUAAUCAUUAUGAGGGAACAGUUCCAUACAAUGCAAAAGCAAUUCAAAGUCAAGGUAACCAAGGCUUUUUCUCUGGUGGGGGUUUUGGUCAGCAAUUUUGUCAGCCAACACUUCAGCAACAUGAGCAAAAGCAUGCCUUAAGUGAUUAUUACGGGAGUCAAACCACAGCCAAUUAUUCCCAGCAAGCAUUUCAGAGCAGCCAGCAGUUUUCUCAUGCUCCUGCUGCAGGAAGAUCAUCGGCUGGGCGUCCACUACAUGCUUUAGUCACUUUUGGUUUUGGUGGAAAACUGAUUGUGAUGAAAGAUAAUAGUUCCUUUGGAAACCAAUCCUUUGGAAGUCAGAAUCCUGUAGGAGGUUCAAUAUCUGUGCUCAACUUGAUGGAUGUUGUCUUUGAGAGAGUUGACACUUCAAGCCUUGCGAUGGGGGCAUGUGAGUAUACCCGAACUCUGUGCCGGCAAUCAUUCCCUGGUCCACUAGUUGGUGGAAGUCCCAGUACCAAGGAGUUUAAUAAAUGGAUUGAUGAGAGGAUUGCAAACUCUGAAUCUCCUGACAUGGAUUACAGGAAAGGCGAAGUUUUGAGGUUGCUUCUGUCAUUGCUAAAAAUAGCAUGUCAGUAUUAUGGGAAAUUUCGUUCUCCUUUUGGUACUGAGGCUGUGUUAAAGGAAAGCGAUGCUCCAGAAACAGCGGUAGCAAAAUUGUUUGCAUCUGUGAAGAGGAAUGGGAUGCAAUUCAAUCAAUAUGGCGCUGUUGCCCAGUGCUUGCAGCAAUUGCCUUCUGAAGGACAGAUGCGGGCUACUGCUGCUGAGGUUCAAAUUCUUCUAGUUUCUGGAAGAAAGAAAGAAGCAUUACAAGUUGCACACGAGGGUCAGUUGUGGGGGCCAGCUCUUGUUCUCGCUGCACAACUUGGUGAACAGUUCUAUGGAGAAACGGUGAAGCAAAUGGCACUUCGACAGUUAGUAGCAGGCUCACCUUUGCGGACACUAUGCCUAUUAAUUGCAGGUCAACCGGCUGAUGUCUUUUCUGUAGAUUCUACAGUUCAAAGUGGCAUGCCUGCUGUAAAUGUGGCUCAGCAGCCUACACAGUUUGGUGCUAAUGUCAUGCUGGAUGACUGGGAAGAGAAUUUGGCUGUGAUCACUGCAAACAGAACGAAGGAUGACGAACUGGUGCUUAUUCAUCUUGGCGAUUGUUUGUGGAGAGAGAGGAGUGAUAUUGUUGCUGCACACAUUUGCUAUCUAGUGGCCGAAGCAAACUUUGAACCAUAUUCAGAUACAGCGAGAUUGUGUCUUGUGGGUGCAGAUCACUUGAAAUUUCCCCGAACUUAUGCUAGUCCAGAGGCUAUUCAGAGGACUGAGAUUUAUGAAUACUCAAAGGUGCUGGGGAAUUCUCAAUUUAUUCUCCUUCCUUUUCAACCAUAUAAACUUCUGUAUGCACACAUGUUAGCUGAAGUUGGGAGGAUAUCGGACGCAUUAAAGUACUGUCAAGCAUUGUCGAAAUCACUUAAAACUGGCCGAACCCCUGAGACUGAAACAUUGAGACAGUUAGUGUCAUCUCUCGAGGAAAGGAUUAAAACUCACCAACAGGUACCUCUUUAUCCUCUCAUCUAUGUUGAAUGAUUGUCUCAGAGUUACUUAUGGUGGA